AUGCGUGUUACCCGUAAAGGCCGGAAUAACUACGCCAUAUCUGGUGAUUUCGAAACACUCCAGAAUUGGGGAAACGAAAAUACGAUUCACUACCAGCUAGUAAACUCUCGCGGAAUGCUGCUCUACCGUGGAAGUAAACCGUUUUGCGAGGCGUUUAAUUGGCAACAACCGAUUGUUAUGAAGGCACGUGAGCAUUCGACCAUUCCACCGGGUAAUUAUUGUCCGCUGCCGAAGGGUAAUUAUGAGGUCGUCGAUUUCCGGGUUCAAGAAGAUGAGCUGCCAUUGGUAGCGGUUAAGGAUACAUACACUGUGCAGAUAAAAAUGACGGCACCCGAUGGGCACAUGGUGUUCUCUUAUAAGUUGCAGUUUUCCAUAUCCUAA
Messenger RNA from Sabethes cyaneus, 381 nucleotides. RefSeq lists its product as uncharacterized. The coding region runs from base 1 to 381 and encodes 126 amino acids. The transcript is spliced from 2 exons. The record is from RefSeq and is a predicted model, not a curated record. Lineage: Eukaryota; Metazoa; Arthropoda; Insecta; Diptera; Culicidae.